AUGAGGUGGGCGAAGCCCGCAAAGGCGCUGCUGUCGGCGGCUGCCAUACUCUUUGCCUUGUCGUCGGCAGCUGCGAAUCCGCAGACUGGCUCCAGUGCGAGCGCGGCGGACGACGGCGACCAAGAGGUUUCUGCAGCUGCGCAUGCGCCUACGGCAGCGCCUCUGGUGGCGGAGGGCGCGGCGCACCAGGGCUACCGCAUGCCCGGCCUCUUCGGCUUCAACGGCGGGCGGCCCUUCUUCGCGGAGCGCGACCCGCUCACCGGCUCCCUCGACUUCGGCACGCGCGCCGUCACCGCCACCGGCGCCGGUGCUGCCUCUCACGGGGACGGCGACUACUUCUACGAAGACGAGGAGGCGGUGGACGACACCGAGGCCGACAGCUGGGACGGCGUGGACCGUCGAGACGGGCCAAUCCGCGGCAGCAGCAGUGCCGCCCCGACGCACAACGAGGUGGCGGGCGUGCGCAUCGUGCACGGCUACAGCAACCACAAGUACACCGAGGAGGACCUCAAGUACCCGCUCAUCUCCAGCUCGUACGCCAACACCAAGGUGCAGGGCGCGGGCGGCAGCCAGCGCGUCGUCCGGCCGCAGCCCACCAGCUCCACCCCCGUGCCCUCCUACUACACAGUGAGUCCGUCUGGCCACGCGAGACCGGUCGAGAAUGGGGUACCCUCGUACGAUAUCAGUCACGGCUACAUCUACCCCACUGCCAAUGGAGAAGUAAAGCCCGUCACAACUGCAGCAACUAGUACCGCAUUCACAACCACCACCACUACUGCCACCGAGCCCACGACGAAAGACACCCGCCGCCAAGACUCGCCCUCUUCGACUACCAGUACCACAGCCGCAACCACCACACCGACUACCACCACCAGGAGACCGGCAGUGACAUAUGUUACUUCGGAUAAUAAGGAGCCUACAUCAGCGCCAUUCGUCGUCACAUCGAUGCCACUCGAUGCCCACACUCCUCUGAAACCUCAGGGACGACCUCCCUCUCUAACCAGCAAUGUCAUAUUGACUCCAAACCAGCGUCCACAAGCGUCAUCAUCACGCCCUCCUCUCGUUCCGUCUGUCGAACUACAGACCGAAUCCUCGUAUCUGAAUAAUGCCGACAGGCUGAGUCCGUAUGGUGCCUAUGCCGAGGAACCUUUCCGACCGAUAUUUGGGCCGGGUGAAGGUGUCGAGCAGACACGUCCUCCCGGUGGUACCCCUACCCCGAGGCCACGACCGCCGGCACCUGGAGUCCUGAGACCCGGCUAUGCCCAGAAUGCUACCGUGUUCUUCCCUUACGGUGCUAACAGGCCAGCUGCAACUCCCACUAACACUCACAGAGUGCCGGCAGAUUCACUGACUGGUCAUAUCGGCCCCACUGCCAGCCCCGUAGUCGUACAGCCCAAUCCGCUGGCGACACUGCUAGCUUCUUCUGGCGCUCUAGCUGUCCAGAUGCAGCCUGCCCCUCGCCCGAGUGCUCCUACUCCCCAGCCGGCACCACAAGAUGGUAACAGGUGGACUGCAGCAUCAGCCAAACCUACUACCACCAGUGGAGGUGUCGUCAAGUUUCCUGAAGACAAGCAACCUUCUCGCCCAGUUCCGGACACUUCUUCGACUCCAGCAGCUGGGAGCAAGGUCGACAGUAGUGGUAGCUUCAUCAGCUCUGUGCAGAAAGUUCCACUGUCUGCACCACCCCCGGCUGGCAUCCCGUCACGGCCACAGGUCCGUCCACCUUCUACAGAGCUGCAACCGCCAGCAGAAGCCUCUCGCCCACCGCCCUUCUCGUGGGACACCCGUCCUAAGCAGCCUCCUCUGAGAUACCCUCUCCCUCCUCCACCGCCUCCUCAUCCCGCUUCACCCCAAAAUAAUCAGAUCGCACGUCCCAAGGUGGACACUGUCCCAUCGCCGACAUACGUAGUCGGUUCACCGGCAGCAGCUGGUGGCUACAAUCGCGGCAAGCCUCCAGCAGCCCAGCCUCACAAUGGGCGACCUAGAGUACCGCCGCCCCCGCCUCCACCUCCAUCGCCUCAUUCGGCAGCGCCAGGAGCAGCUCUUCCCAACAUCCUGCCACAGUUCCGGCCGACAGCGGGGCAGGGUGACGGUCGCUUCCCAUACCGUCAGCAGCCACUGGUGCAGCGUUUGCAGCCACCACCCAUGCAGCCGGCAGCACACUACCGCCGCCGCAGUGACCGCCCUGAUGAAGAACCACUGCCACCCCCAGCGCCACUGGUACAUCGCCGCGCAGGACCCGACAACCGACGCAUCACUACGCUGCAGAUGAUGCAGGGUGCAGGAGGUGGUUCCGGUCCUUCGUCGGCAUUCCUGCCGCCCCCUGUAGCCGCCGCCGCCAGGAACGAAUUUACCGUUUCCCCAGCUGCUUCCGAAAACAGGCCCGUGUUCGUUGUUUAUCCAGUGAAACCUAAUGAAGAGCGAAUCGCCGACACAGGUGUUGUCAUUGGGUCGCACGGUCCACAACGACCACUGCCUCCAGCUGACCUGGAGGCAGAGCGUGAGGCAGCUGCCGCCUCCGAGGAGUUGCCUCUACUGCAGCCAGUCAGGGAUCGCACAGACACACCACUGCUUAAGCCGCACCGUGCUGAAACUGUUGCUUCAGUUACAGCAGAUGACUUCCCCUACCGCAUGGAAAGACCGCAUCUCGAAGAAGACAGACCUCUCGCCGAAGCACUCGAUGCUGAGAUACAUGACGAUCAUUUUGGUGGCGCAACGGGCCGCGACAGAGACGACCACGACACUGAAGACAAUGUUGUCAUUCCUUAUCUGCAGGACUACCAGCCUUUUGCCACCAAGAAGCCUCCUCAUUCGCCAUCCACUGUGGGGAAUACCGACAGGUGGGCGUCCGUCAGCAAGGAUGUAAGUACUACAACGACAGCUACAGUCGCUACCUCGCAGAAAAAAUAUCCUUCGAUGCAGGAGACGGUAGUGGAACCUGGUGCUGGUGGCUCCGAAUUCACAGUGUCGGCAGUGAUGCACACCCGGCCUCAACUCGGAGGACUCAAUGGCAGCCACCGUUCCAAUCAUCGGGAGCGUCCAGAGGACCUCCCAUCUUCAUCUACUCCUCCGUCUCUCAAUUUCCAGGCUCCAUUCCAGGCGAGCGCCAACGUGGAUGCUGCUCCCUCCAACCAGGGCUGGAGUGUGGUACCUGACACUCGCUUUCCACCAGCUGCCGAAGACAGGGAGGACUCUCCAGUACCCACGCCAGCGAACUCCAAAGACGACAUUUCUGAAGCCACCCCGUCCAAAUUCGACUUUGAAAACUUCAAACCACAGUUGUUCGGAGGUUUCAAGCCCAUCUAUAACGUCCCCAUCACCAACGGCACUGCCUCAGCUGGGCAACAACUACUGGCGACGGAGAGAGAAGAGAGGCAGCUCUGAAAGCGGCUUCUUCUUUGGUGGUUCAUGUGAGCCGUAAGCUUCGUCUCUCCCGCAUCAUCAAAGGACUCUGCCGAUUCCUCCGUCCUGCCUAUGGACGACCAGUGAGCGAAUACUUCCCACGUAACGAUGUUCUACGGUCUGCAGAUGGACAAUCUCGCGGCAUAGUAAAAGAUGCCACGACAAACCAGACGAAUGUCGAAACGUAAGAAGUAUUGGUGGAAAGGUGCAUACCGACGUUUACGAGCGUGCAAAAAGCGCCGCUGACGCUACUGGCCUGAACAUUAUUUUUGGUCUAAUUACGUUUUACGAAAAGAAAUCAGCAGAAAAUAUUGUCUUGAUUUCGUUACGUUUGUAACGUCCUUCUCAAUGGGUAACCUACUUUUAUUAGGUAAUUUUCUACGUUGACUACUUCUUUUGGUACGACAUUGGGUGAAGCUGAGUGCCUUUACAAGCACCAGGUCGACUUCUGUUCCUAUUGCUAAGGGUCUUCUAGGUUCUGUCUCACUGUUGUAACAAACAAUAAAAAAGGUUCGUUUUCAAGUUGGCCACUGCAUUCCCUUAAAGCAGUAGGCCUCAUACUCGGUGUAAAAUCCUUUCUCUUUCUGUAUGGGAGAUCCCUAUUCCGUAGUUAUUGCUACGUAGUAUACAGUUCCUUACAGUCUAGCGGGCGCCGUUGUUAUAAUCUGGAAACUAGAAACCAGAAACACAGCUGAGUAUACAAGGUUUAAAAAUCUGCUGUUAACUCAGUUCCUUUAAAUAAAUCAACAGGAAACUAUCAAACAAGAAGUGAUCUUUCAGAUCUUUUCUGCAAUCAUUGCACAUAACCUUAUUUUACAUACGAUUCCUGUGUUAUCUUUUAAAAAGCCUAGCAACUACUGUCCCUUAUAUAGUUUCGUUAGUAUAUCUCAGGAAAAGUGCUCGAUUCUGAAACAGCGUUACAAUACCAGAAUCGUAGCGUUGUCUUUAUUUACUAUCAAGCAGUAGAGAUCUAAAUAUACUACACAAACUGUAUCUUGCGAACAUGCUCAGUCAGGGGCAGGGAAACGCUCAAAUGUCAACAUUUGCUGUCAGUGUUUCUUCCUCAAAGAUAGCUGCAAUCGAGGGACAGGCGCUGGUGAACGUUAUGGGAGAACCAGCGCCCCUUACAUCGCCUUCAUGUUCCUUAUUACUCUCAGAUUCACUAACUGCAGAUGCAUCAGAAUUGGUUAGAAAAUGGUACGACAUACAUAUGAAAACGUUACUCGUUUAACAACCACACAGUUGGACACUGUUACAAGAUGGAACAGGAGCUAGCUUUUUAGAUAUGGAAGAGUAAGUGCAAGUCAGGCGAGAAAUAGAACUUUGUAUUUUGUUUCCAAAAUUUCGCCUUAAUUUAUUAUUUAUUUAUUUAUUUAGUUAAUUUAUCAUUUAUAAUUUAUUUCCAGUAUAUAGAAAUUGUCAUUUUUCAUUUUCAUGCGUGUUGUUCAUAAGGAAAGUCUUCAUUAUCCACCAGGUAAAUAACUGUAACAUUGUUCCUGGAAAUGUGUGUUUUGCCUGAUUGUAGUCAGUUUUAUGUAAGUGUUGGCUAACCUCUAUCCAGGCUUUCACGAAAUAGUUAUUCAGACCUGAUGGUAUCUGAGCAUAUUCGUCGAAGCUGUCACUUCUGAAAGAAAAGAAUGAGGUAAUAUACGGCUUUUUGAGAGCAGUCAGUUGUUAAUUAGCCAUUGAUAUCACAUAAGAUGAGAAACAACUAUUGACAAAAUUUAUGUCUGUCUAAGAGCAAGAGACAUAAACAGUGAUAUUAUUUAUGUACAGUUAACAUUUAAUCAAUAUUUAAAACCAAUAUAAUCAGCUGUGACAGAGAUUUAUAUGUUAAGCUUUCAAAUAAAAUGUCAUCUGUAUUUAUAAGAACGUCUCUUUGGUUGUACAGUCAGUUGCUUCUUUUAUGCAGUAGUAUAUCUAGUAACUUUUUAUUGAAUAUUUUUCACUUUGCACACUGCAUACAAUAAAACAGUGUUUAUAGCACCUGUGGUGUUCUGCUUGACGUGGCCAGUAAAUGAGGCCUUUUAUUUGUUACUGUUGUGUAGUCAGUAUGUUGUUUGUUUCGCGUCAGUGUAGGAGUUGCAUCCACCUCAUGUCAUGACUACCUAGUCAUAAACUUUGUAAUUAAAAGAGAGGUCACAAUAAAUAUCUUGUUUUGUAAUAUUUA
This is a messenger RNA of Schistocerca piceifrons (Central American locust), 5572 nucleotides long. Its product is annotated as flocculation protein FLO11-like. The record is from RefSeq and is a predicted model, not a curated record. NCBI's taxonomy places the organism in Eukaryota, Metazoa, Arthropoda, Insecta, Orthoptera, Acrididae. The transcript has 3 exons. The coding region runs from base 1 to 3384 and encodes 1127 amino acids.